GAGUCCGAGAAGUAUCCCGUUAGCUUGUGACUCCAUGAUUGCCCUCCCCGGAUCUUUUCUUAUAAAUUAUAAUGCAAAAACUCUGCAUCUUCAAUUAUAUUCACUCGCAAGUCGCAAUGGAACCCCAAUCCAACACCUCUUCCGUCUCUCAUUCACAGUCUCUCUUUUCAUCCCUAGUGCUGCUUCUGGCCUUCUUGAUCUUGAACUUCCUGCUAAUCUGGAAAUUAACCAAGUUGGCCAUAAAGAGGAAGAAGAAUAAUAAAUACCAUCCAGUGGCGGGAUCCAUCUUCCAUCAUCUUGUGAACUUUAGAAGGCUUCAUGACUUCUCCACUGACCAAGCUCACAAGCACAAAACCUUCAGGUUGCUCUCACCUCUGCGCAGUGAGGUUUAUACUGCUGACCCAGCCAUUGUGGAGUACAUCCUCAAGACUAACUUCUCUAACUAUGGCAAGGGAGAAUACAACUAUUGCAACAUGAAGGAUCUCCUUGGUGAUGGAAUUUUUGCGGUAGAUGGUGUGAAAUGGCAGCACCAAAGAAAAGUAGCUAGUAUUGAUUUUUCAAGAAGGAUUUUAAGAGAUUAUAGCACCCAAACCUUCAGAGACAAUGUGAAGAAGCUUGCUGUUCUGAUUUGGGAAGCUGCAAUCACAAACACUAGAAUUGAUAUCCAAGACUUGCUCAUGAAAUCAACCAUGGAUUCAAUUUUCCAAGUUGCAUUUGGAGUGGAACUCAAUUGCAUCACUGCAUCUAAUAGAGAAGGGCGGGAAUUUGCUGAGGCUUUUGAUGAUGCAAGUAACCUGAUCACAUGGCGUUAUGUUGACAUCUCGUGGAAAAUCAAGAAGCUCUUGAACAUUGGAUGUGAAGCUGUGUUGAAGAAAAAAAUUAGAAUAGUGGACAAAUUCAUCUACAAAAUUAUCUCUAGCAAGAUUGAACAGAUAUCCAAACUGCAGCAUGAUUCAGAAUUAAAGAGACAAGAUAUGCUGUCAAGAUUUCUCUUAGAGAGUGAGAAGGAUCCAGUAAAUAUCACGCCUCGGUAUUUGAGAGACAUCAUAUUGAAUUUCAUGAUUGCCGGCAAAGAUACGACAGCAAUCACACUCUCAUGGUUUAUUUACGUGCUCUGUAAGAAUCCCCACAUUGAAGAGAAAAUAGCCGAAGAAGUGAUGACAGCCACUAAAGAAUUUGGUGAAAAUGUAUCCAUUAGUGAAUUCGCUGAAAAGAUGACAGAUGAAAUCAUCAAUAGUAUGCACUAUCUUCACGCCAGCUUAACAGAGACUUUGAGACUUUAUCCCGGAAUUCCCUUGGACCCAAAGAUAUGUUUCAGUGAUGAUACUUUACCAGACGGUUUCAACGUGAGGGAAGGUGAUAUGGUUGCUUACAUGCCCUAUGCCAUGGCCAGAAUGAAGUUCAUAUGGGGUAAAGAUGCGGAAGUUUUCUGGCCAGAAAGGUGGCUGGGUGAUGAUGGCGUUUUCACUCCUGAAAGCCCCUUUAAGUUCCCAGCAUUUCAGGCUGGUCCACGGGAAUGCUUAGGGAAAGAGUUUGCUUACCGUCAGAUGAAAAUAUUUGCUGCAGUGCUUGUGAGGUUCUUUAAAUUCAAGCUGGGCGAUGAGGAGAAGCCUGUUAAGUACAGAACCAUGCUCACUCUUCAGAUUGAUCAUGGUCUCCAUAUCCAUGCAAUCCUAAGGAAAUGAGUGUGCAUGAUCAGUAGAAAUGAAGAUUGAUGAACUUAUCAUGCCAGUUUCUGACUUUGAAACUUUUCUGUGUGAAACUUUGCUGCAAAGUUAAGUAUUAAUUAUCGCAUCUUAGAAUCAAUGCAAGGACUUGAUUUCCAGAUGCCCAAACAGAAGAUGACAAGAUGAUGUAAAAUUAAUAAUAAUAAGCUACAAUUAGAACUAGCAUUGUGGAUAUAUGAAGAAUC
Molecule: messenger RNA, 1912 nt
Organism: Dioscorea cayenensis subsp. rotundata (Guinea yam)
Lineage: Eukaryota; Viridiplantae; Streptophyta; Magnoliopsida; Dioscoreales; Dioscoreaceae
Product: cytochrome P450 704C1-like
Exons: 6
Coding region: 72-1685 (537 amino acids)
Molecular function (GO): oxidoreductase activity, acting on paired donors, with incorporation or reduction of molecular oxygen; monooxygenase activity; heme binding
Source: RefSeq, a predicted model, not a curated record